This is a messenger RNA of Camarhynchus parvulus, 1409 nucleotides long. Its product is annotated as homeobox protein HMX1-like. Gene Ontology annotation, biological process: regulation of transcription by RNA polymerase II. The record is from RefSeq and is a predicted model, not a curated record. Gene Ontology annotation, molecular function: RNA polymerase II transcription regulatory region sequence-specific DNA binding; DNA-binding transcription factor activity, RNA polymerase II-specific. The transcript is spliced from 2 exons. Gene Ontology annotation, cellular component: nucleus. Lineage: Eukaryota; Metazoa; Chordata; Aves; Passeriformes; Thraupidae. The coding region runs from base 294 to 1073 and encodes 259 amino acids.
CGCUGCCGCUCUCCCGCCGCCGCCGACAGUGCCGCGCCUCGGCUCGGCCCGGCCCGGCUCGGCCCGGCUCGGCUCCGCGCGGUUCGGCCCGGACGCACUCGGUUCGGACACGCCCGGCUCGGACACGCCUGGCCUGGACACGCUCGGCCCGGACACGCUCGGUUCGGACGCGCCCGGCCCGGACAGGCUUGGCCCGGACAGGCUCGGCUCGGACAGGCUCGGCCCGGACAGGCUCGGCCCGGACAGGUUCGGCUCGGACAGGCUCGGCUCGGACAGGCUCGGCUCUCCGCGCCAUGGUGCAGCUCGGCGGCGGCCGCCGAGCUCCUCCGGCCCCGGGCGCGCCGCCGUCCUUCAGCAUCGACAGCAUCCUACAGCGGCCGGCCAGGGAGCGGGGCACAGCCCGCUGCGCGGUGCCGGAGGAACAGGAGGAGGAGGAGGAAGAGGAGGGAGAGGGGCCUGAGGAGCAAGAGCCCAGUAAAGGCUCCAGCGACUCGGGCAGCGAGCCCCGCCGGCCCCUGGCAGAGGGGACGAGCCGCGGCCUCGGCCCCGAGGGCGGCGAUGCGGGGUCCCCGCUCCCCACGGAGGGGCUGCGCCGUCCCCGGCAGCCGCCGCCGCGGGAGGCCGGGGGCUCCGGCGCGGAGAACGGCAGAUCGCCGGCGGUGGGCGGCAGGAAGAAGACACGGACCAUCUUCUCCAAGAGCCAGGUGUUCCAGCUGGAGUCCACCUUCGAUGUGAAGCGCUACCUGAGCAGCUCCGAGCGGGCCGGGCUGGCCGCCUCGCUGCACCUCACCGAGACCCAGGUGAAGAUCUGGUUCCAGAACCGCCGCAACAAGCUCAAGAGACAAAUGUCAUCCGAGCCCGAGGGCCCGGGGCCGGCCGAGCCCCCCGGGGAGCCGCAGCCCCCCAGUGCCGCCUCGGCUCUCUCCUUCCCGGCCCUCUACAAGGACAGCCCCCUGCUCAGCCGCUGCCUGCUGCCGCUGCCUUUCCCCCUGCUCUGCCCGGGCAGCGCCAUCCCCUACCUCUGCCUGCCCGGGCCGGGCAAACGCUUCAGCCUGGCGGACGGGGAUGUAUAGCCCUGGCCUCCGACCUUCCCUGGCCGGGAGCCGCCCCGAUUUUAUUUAUGACCCCGCUGUGCAGGUGGAGUGUUCGUCUUCGCCACAGCCACCACCCGGCCCACGGAAGGGCCGCCCGGGCUCCCCCCGCGCGUGUCCGUGGCUGCCGACACGCUGCCAAAGCUCGGAAGGGCGCUGCCAAGCCGCUCUCCCUCUUGCAGCGCUUUUUCGGUGGUCAGGACGGAGGAGAUAACACGGAGCCACCAAAGAAACGGGGACGUGUUCUGCCUGCCGCCCUUCCAAAUUAUCCCGUCCCGGUUUUACCGGAGGGCCGAUGCUCUGCCUCAGGCCGUGGGG